This is a messenger RNA of Coregonus sp. 'balchen', 6442 nucleotides long. Lineage: Eukaryota; Metazoa; Chordata; Actinopteri; Salmoniformes; Salmonidae. The record is from the annotation of a GenBank genome assembly.
AUGAGUGUGUGUGGUGGUGUGUGUGUCGUCCUGGGCUGGUUGGUUCUGAUCCUGGCUGGCCGUCAACUGACUGAGGGAACCGGUCUGCAGCUUCCAGGGGACUACUCCAUCUCUGGUCUCUUUCCCCUACAUAAGUUGGCCACCUCCAGCUCCAACCUACCAGACCUGGGAGCCUGUAAAGAGUAAGUCCAAUAGCAAAGAUCUCACAAGAGGACAUAUUUUGUUAAUCUAUUUCCCUGGAAUUUUAGUUAAUUAUAGAGAAUCAGUGAGUUAUUGUGACUUGAAUCAAACACUUUCUUUAAGUAAUGGAUUCAUGGUUUCAUUUCUUUUGAUUCUGCUUGCAAUCAAUUAUCCUAUUCAGAGGCAAAUCUAAUAAACAUGGCUAUCAUUUGAUACAAGCCAUGAGAUUCGCUGUGGAGGAGAUCAACAAUGGCACCAAAAACCAGCAUCUUCUCCCAGGGGUAACGCUGGGUUACCAGACGUAUGACACCUGCAACCUACCAGCCAGUGUGCUGGCCACUCUGGACAUGCUGGCCCAACAAUAUCCAGAGAACUUUAGGGAACAAGACAGGUGGUGACCAGAGGGCAGUGGCAGUGAUCGGGCCUGAUAGUAGCAGUUACACCUUCACCCCUGCUGCAGUGCUGGGCUCUUAUCUAGUGCCACAGGUACAGUGUAUUCUCUAAAUCCAGUUUUUGGUCACCAGUAAAACUGAUGCUAAUCUCUAUGCUCCUUAGACUGAGAAUGGAAUACAGUUGUGACCAUUUGUUUUAGUCUUCUAUUGCUCUUCAUUUUGAUCUUAUCUUAGGUUUUUUUGAACCUAUCUAUACUUUAUACUUUGUCCUCCUCCUCUUCUUUCUCCUCCCCCUCCUCCUCCUCCCUCUCCUCUUCCUCCUCCUUCCCCCCUCCUCCUCUUCCUCCUCUUCCACCUCCUCCAUUACUUCCCUCUCCUCCCCCUCCUCCCUCCCCUCCUCCUCCUCCUCCUCCUCCUCCUCCUCCUCUUAUCUGUGAUAUUUUUCCUAGAUCUCCUAUGAAGCCUCCAAUGAGAUGCUGAGUAACAAGCUCCUCUACCCAGCCUUCUUCCGCACCAUCCCCAGUGACAAGAACCAGGUGGACGCCAUGGUCCAGCUGCUGGUGCGUUUUAACUGGACCUGGAUCGUUCUACUGGGCAGCGACGACUCCUAUGGCCUCCAGGGCAUAGAGAGUCUCUCCCAUCAGGCUGCCCACUUUGACAUCUGCAUCGCCUACCAAGGGGUCAUCCCCGAACUCACCUCCGCCAACAACCAGACCAUGAGGAACAUAGUCAAGAACAUUGUGAAGACCAAGGUCAACACUAUUGUUGUGUUCUCCAGCAAGACCAAAGUCAGUCAGUUCUUCCCGUUUGUCAUAGAGCAGGGUGUAACUGGUAAGGUGUGGAUAGGGACAGAGGACUGGUCAGUGGCCACUCUAGUGUUGGGGAUACCAGGGAUCCGCACCAUUGGGACUGUACUAGGCAUCUCCAUCAAAUACGCAGCCUUAGCUGGGUUUGAGGAGUUCGAAAGCCAUGCUGUUCCAAAGUUACUUAGUGGCACCUCCAAUGGCACGAUGGACCUGAGUGUUGAAUGUUUGCAAAAUAUGGACCUCUCCAGCAUGGCAGCAGAAAACUUCUCUUUGGAGGACUAUGACAUCAAAUCCUCUUAUAAUGUUUACAAGGCUGUAUAUGCUGUGGCCCAUGCACUGCACCAAGCACUUGGUUGUGGCUUGGGUGAAUGCCAAAAGUCUGAAGUGCUACCUUGGCAGGUUAGUGUUUUCAAAAUGGUGGUACUGUAGUCAAAAAGUAAGUAAUGUUACUGUCUUGAAAGGAGGAGUUGUUGAACUGAUGCGUGGUUUUAAAAUUAAGUUCUGAGCUUAAAUAUGUCGUUUUUUAAUGUAGGAAUUGAUAAAGCUACACUGUAAGGUGUGUAUACCAUCAACAAGCCAACAACAAAACGUUAUUUUCACUCAAAAUCACAACUUAAAUGUCUCACAGAAUGGACUUGCCCUCAUCAAUACUGCAAUUCCAUUGUACUACUCUGGAGGGGGAUUCCUAGCCCAAUAUUGACUGCGGUCAAGUGAGCCUACACUCGCAAAACGCGGUCAAACCAUCUGCUCUUCAGUUUCUUCCUGAAUUUGCGUGCGCGAAUGCACUUUACGGAAUCGCGUUUUUCCGGCAGGGAAACUGAGUUGGAUGGACUCUAAUGCACAGAUAGUCGAGACGAUAGCUACAAAUCAUUCCAAGCAAACCAUUUGAAACAGAACUUAUUCAAUCUUCCAUAAUAAAAAUGAAACCAAAUCAUUUAUUUUCAUUUUCGCGUGAUAAAAAAAUUACUUUGUCAUGGGUAGAGUGAGGCUGCAGUAGUCUAUCGGGGUGCUGUUUAGCAAAUGUUAAAUUGUUAAAGCAAGAUGUGUUUACAGUCAUGACGUACACUAUAUAUACAAAAGUAUGUGGACACCCCUUCAAAUUAGUGGAUUCGGCUAUUUCAGCCACACCUGUUGCUGACAGGUGUUUAAAAUUGAGCACACCACCAUGCAAUCUCCAUAGACAAACAUUGGUAGUAGAAUGGCCUUACUGAAGCGCUCAGUGACUUUCAACGUGGCACCGUCAUAGGAUGCCACCUUUCCAACAAGUCAGUACGGCAAAGUUCUGCCCUGCUAGAGAUGCCCCGGGUCAAUUGUAAGUGUUGUUAUUGUGAAGUGGAAACAUCUAGGAGCAACAACGGCUCAGCCGCGAAGUGGCAGGCCACACAAGCUCACAGAACGGGACCUCUGAAGCGCGUAGCGAGUGAAAAUCAUCGGUCCUCGGUUGCAACACUCAAUACCGGGUUCCAAACUGCCUCUGGAAGCAACGUCAGCACAAGAGCUGUUCGUCGGGAUCUUCAUGAAAUAGGUUUCCACGGCCGAGCAGCCGCACACAAGCCAAGCGUCGGCUGGAGUGGUGUAAACGCUACAGCAUACAAUGAAAUUCUAGACGAUUUUGUGCUUCCAACUUUGUGGCAACAAUUUUGGGAAGGCCCUUUUCCUGUUUCAGCAUGACAAUGCCCCCAUGCACAAAGCUAGGUCCAUACAGAAAUGGUUUGACGAGAUCGGUGUAGAACAGAGCCCUGACCUCAACCCCAUCAAACACCUUUGGGAUGAAUUGGAAUGCCAACUGCGAGCCAGGCCUAAUCGCCCAACAUCAGUGUCCGACCUCACUAAUGCUCUUGUGGCUGAAUGGAAGCAAGUCCCCACAGCAAUGUUCCAACAUCUAGUGGAAACCCUUUCCAGAAGAGUGGAGGCUGUUAUAGCAGCAAACGGGGGACCAACUCCAUAUUAAUGCCCAUGAUUUUGGAAUGAGAUGUUGGACGAGCAGGUGUCCACAUACUUCUGGUCAUGUAUUGUAUCUACUGUAGCCCAAAGUUACUUUAUAAUUCUCUCACUGAAAUAAAUGUCUUUCCUGUUACCAAGUCAUUUACGGUUUCUAUGCCUUUAGUUUUCCUUGUGGACCAAUUUAUCUGUGAUUUCUGAAAUGCUAUCCAUGGAUUGUUCCAUAAGGUUGUGUUUUUAGGGAUUAAUUUUGAUUCUUGUAGAAUACGUUUCAUUUUCUUCAAUAUUGUUAUAGUGUUCUUAACUAUGAAGUUGUUAAUGUUCUUAGAUUUAUCCUUUGAAAAUUGAUACGUAAAAGUAUUCUGUGGAUGAGCAUGCGCAUCUUCAAUAUGUACCUAUUGUUCCUCUUUAGUGCAUUUAACUAUAUGUCGCAAGUAAAAGCCUUGGGUAGCGAGUUGAUACAAUUCCAAGUCUUUUAGGUUAAAACCACCCUCAGAUACUCACGAGUGGGUAUCUGAGAACUGCAUCGCAGUGCUUGAGGUGCCACUACAGACCCGGGUUCAAUCCCAGGCGGUGUCACAACUGGCCGUGACCAGGAGACCCCACAGGGGGGCCAGUAUGAAAAUGUAUGCACUCACUAACUGUAAGUCGCUCUGGAUAAGAGCGUCUGCUAAAUGACUAAAAUGUAAAAAGCCCACUCUAAAGAAAGGGAGUACAAGUCCACUACACACUUGAUUGCCAUGUACUAUUGUAAAUCUACAGUAAACCAUGUUUACUGUCACAGCUAUGUUCUUUAUCUUCUGUCUAUCCCUCAGCUUCUGCCACUGUUGAAGCAGGUGAGAUUCUCUGUUGGGAACUCCUCUAUUUACUUUUAUGAGAACGGAGACCCGCCCACAGGAUAUGACAUCGUAACCUGGGUUUGGAGGGGAACAGAGUGGUCUCUCCUUGAAGUGGGCUCUUACACACCAGACCCCACUGAACUAACAGUGGACCCUGCUCAAAUUGAAUGGGAUGGUGACAACGGAUACACAGGAAAAGUAAAGGCUCAGUAUUACAGCAUUUACACAGUAGUAUUAUAAUCAUACCCAUUGUCAGAUUACAUUUUAGAAUAGUUUUGGGUACUAUAUAAAUAGAAAGAGGAAACCCUGGUUAUAGGUGGACUAGGAACAUCGGUGUGUGUUUCUGGUUGUGUCUAGGAGGUGCCUCCGUCGAUAUGCUCCCCAGAAUGCCCUAAAGGACACAGGAAGCUGCAGACGGGACAACACAAGUGCUGCUUCGACUGCCUGGCCUGUGCUGCUCAAACCUUCCUCAACAAGACUGGUGAGAUUACAGAUUACACCAACCAGUUGUCUUGUAUGCUCAUCCAUUGUCCAAGCCAUGUCUGUUAAAGAAUAUUCAAUUUUUACUGUUUAAAAGUGUCCAGCAGGUGGCAUAUGUUGCCCUUCCAUAAACUGUCUCCUACAGCAGGUGGUAGCACUAGCUUUCAAGUUUCAAGUUUUAAUGUCACAUGCACACAAGUACAGUGAAAUGCAUUUCUUGCUAGCUCUAACCCCAACAAUGCAGUAAUCAAUAACAAUGUAAUACUACAAAUAACAAGGUAGAACUAAAACACACAAGAUGUAAAAAUAAGAAACAAGAAGAACACAAUAAAGUAAGUAAGCAUGCUAUAUACAGGGUCAGUUCCAGUACCAUAUUUACAAUGUGCAGGGAUACUGGAUCGUUAGAGGUCGAUAUGUAUAGGGGUAAGGUGACUAGGCAUCAGGAUAUAUGAUAAACAGAGUAGCAGCAGCAUAUAUGAUGAUUGUAUGUGAGUGUGUGUAGAGUCAGUAUAAAUGUAUGUGCAUAUUAUGUGUGUGAGCAAAUGAUGGAGUGAGUAUUUAUAUGUGUGUUGGAGUAUCAGUGGGUGUAGUGUGUAGGGCCCUGUCAGUGUGCAUAGAGAAUAAAAUACAAAGGUCAACUCAGAUAGUCUGUGUAAACAUUUUGUUAGCUAUUUAGUUAGCUAUUUAGCAGUCUACUCGAAUAGCACAUGAUGGGAAUACAGUCUCUGAUGAUGUUGUAAUCACUGCUAUCCAUUCAAUUAUGGGGAUGCUUUUAAUCUCAAUGUGUGAAUGUAGCUAAGCCCCAUCAUCUUUGGAAACUCUGCACUAUAAAUAUUGAACUGACCCCAGCAUUGAUGUUAUGGUAUGUCACUCCAUAGGAUCCACCAGGUGCCAGAAGUGUGAGCUUUACCAGUGGUCCCCAGCGGAGAGCGAGGUGUGUCUAGAUCGGACGGUCCUGCUGCUGGCCUGGGGUGGCCCCCUGUCUGUCGCCCUGCUGCUCCUCCUGGCUCUGACCCUGCUCAUGACCCUGGGGACAGGGGUCAUCUUCCUCCUCAACCUGCACACCCCUGUGGCCAAGUCGGCCGGCGGGCGCACCUGCCUGGUGAUGCUUCUAGCCCUAACCGCCGCGGCUGCCAGUGCCCUGUGCCACUUUGACCUCCCGUCUCGGACUGCCUGCCUUCUCAAGCAGCCGCUCUUCGUCUUCAGCUUUACCGUGUGUCUGGCUUGCGUCACAGUCCGCUCCUUCCAGGUGGUGUGCAUCUUUAAGCUGUCCUCCAAGCUGCCCCGGGCCUAUGAUACCUGGGCUAAGAACCACGGGCCUGAAGUCACCGUCUUCGUUGUUUCCAUGAUAGUGUUGUUGAUCUCUGUGCUCCGUGUUACUCUAAACCCCCCGUACCCCUCCCUGGAUGUGGCCUUCUACUCCGACAGCAUCGUCACAGAGUGUAGUAACACCCUCUCUUUCGGGGCCAUGAUAGAGCUAGCCUAUGUCUCUCUGCUCAGCAUGCUCUGCUUCUCCUUCAGUUACAUGGGCAAAGACCUGCCAGCCAACUACAACGAGGCCAAGUGUAUCACCGUUAGUCUCAUGAUAUACAUGAUCUCCUGGAUCAGCUUCUUCACAAUCUAUUUUGUCAGCAGGGGGGAGUUUGCCAUGGCCAUGCAUGUGCUGGCCAUAGUGUCCAGUGUGCUCGGUAUACUCAGUGGCUACUUCAUGCCCAAGGUCUACAUCAUUGUGCUGAGGCCCCAAAUGAACACAACAGCCCAUUUCCAAAACUGUAUUCAGAUGUAUACCAUGAACAAAGAGUGA